Messenger RNA from Rhodamnia argentea, 11183 nucleotides. RefSeq lists its product as uncharacterized. The transcript is spliced from 45 exons. The record is from RefSeq and is a predicted model, not a curated record. Gene Ontology annotation, biological process: protein retention in Golgi apparatus; protein targeting to vacuole. Gene Ontology annotation, cellular component: extrinsic component of membrane. NCBI's taxonomy places the organism in Eukaryota, Viridiplantae, Streptophyta, Magnoliopsida, Myrtales, Myrtaceae. The coding region runs from base 155 to 10684 and encodes 3509 amino acids.
CCCUCUCUCUCUGUCUCUCUCUCCGUGUAUGUGCGCGCGCACGUUGUCACUGGGAAUCUCCACCAUUGCCAUGGCGAGAUUAGAGUAUUAGAAUCGAGCUCGGUCUCGUCUUCUUCUUUGUUCUGCGCGUAGAGAGAGAGAGAGAGAGAGAGCGAUGUUCGAAGGGCUGGUUCGCCAGUUGCUGCUGGGGUACCUGGGCCGGUACGUGAAGGACAUCCAGCGGGAGCAGCUCAAGAUCACUCUCUGGAACGAGGAGGUCCUGCUUGAGAACGUCGAGCUCAUCCUCGAGGCCUUCGAUUACCUCCGGCUACCUUGCGCGCUCAGGGAAGGCCGCGUCGGCAGGCUGAGCAUCAGGAUCCCGUGGAAGAAGCUCGGGUGGGACCCCAUCAUCAUCGUCCUGGAGGACGUCUUCGUCCGCGCCUCCGACCGCCGCGACGAGGAGUGGAGUUCGGAGGCUGUUGAAAGAAGAGAAUUCGCUGGCAAGAAGGCGAAACUUGUGGCAGCCGAGCUUGCGAAGUUAUCACGGCGCAUGUGCGGUAAUGAGGCUGGGCAGUCGUUUAUUUCUUACAUUACUGCGAAGAUACUUGACAGCAUUCAAGUCUCCAUCAGAAAUGUCCAUAUUCUAUACCAGGCUAAUCAGAACAACUUGCAGAGUUCUUCCAUGAUUUUUGGUUUGAGGUUGUCCAGCUUGAAAAUUAUGAAGCAGAUGUCUGUUAGCACAAAAGGCCAAGUUCACAAAGUUGUAGAGAUCACGGGUUUAGAAAUCUACUGCAACUCCUCCAAUGGAGCUUCGAGUUUGAAGAUCAGGGACAAUGCUGGAGACAAUCAGUGCCUGAGCAAUGCUAGUUGUGAAAGCAAUCAGUUUCACCCUAUUCUUGCACCACUGAAUGUGUCCGUGUCACUUUCGGUCAAUCGUCCUGGGAAGCUUGAUAUAGACACUCCACAAUGGUCUGUCUGGGCUGAAAUAACCAGCUUGGUAAUAUGUCUUGACGAUUUUCAGCUUCGUCAGAUCCUGAUGUUAUUGGACAACUUGACUAUAUGUCAAUUAAGAGAACAGUAUGGACGUUACCGUCCAUGGUCUAGUCCAUUGCAAAGAAAGCUCAAAAACUGGCAGAAGCUGUGGUGGCGCUAUGCACAAGAAUGUGUCCUGUCAGAUGUUAGAAAGAAAUUAAGGAAGACUUCAUGGAGAUACUUUGGUCAGCGAAUAAGCAAUCGUCGGGAAUAUGUUAGCCUGUACAAAAAGAAACUAGUUUUUCUUCAGCAAGAGCAGUCAGUUGACGAACAAAUUCUUCAAGAGUUGGAGCAAAUGGAAAGAGCAUCUGAUAUAGAAGAUAUUUUAAGUUAUCGCUCCAUUGCUGAAUGUGAACUCCAGGAACUUUUACGUGAGUGUACCAAUAACUAUGUGGAACCGAGUCUUGAGAAGUCACGGAAUGAUGAGCGGUCAUCAGGCAGGUCACGUGGAUGGUUAAAUUGGCUGUCUCGUGGUAUGCUUGGUGCUGGAGGUACAGACGACUCUGGUCAGUUUUCUGGUGUCGUUUCAGAUGAAGUUAUCAAGGAUAUAUAUGAAGCCACAGAAUUCCAUCCUCCUUCAUUAAGCAAUGGGGACACUAUUGCAAGAGAUAACAUGUGCAGAUGCAAAGUCAAGUUCUUAAUUCAUCGAAUUUCUGCAACACUCCGAAGCAUGAAAUCUGGGAAAGACGUGGCAGAGCUCCUUGUUGACAAGGCUUCUGUUGAAUUUACAAUGUGGGAAGAAUCUGCUCUAGCUACUGCUGGCAUCAAUUCAUUCGGGAUUAUCUACCCACAAGGCAAAAAUGUUGUUGUACAAAUGAGGCAGGUUCUUCUUGGGGAAAGCUUGCAGGAUCCUGACAAUCCUUCCUGUAAGAUACAAGUGGACAUUUCUCCAAGACAAGAACUUGCAUUGUCAAUAGAGGUUGCAAUUCAGCCCCUCACAGUGGUGAUUGAUACUGGCUUUUUCCUUGACUGCAUCGAGUUUCUUGAUAUACUGGAGUCUUUUGAGUUUCAGCGUGAGCGGGUACUCUCUUCACUAGAUGGCAUUGAAGAUGACAGAGCUCGAAUACUUUCUAAAGCUGAAUAUGUUUUGUCUAGUCAAAGAAAAGUGUCAUGGAAUGUCAAUAUCAUUGAUUUCAUCUUAAAGAUGCCGUGGACUGGUGCAGACUCAGAACCACACGAAAUGUCAUUGAAGGUCAGAGCCUUUCUUAUUAAAUCAAAGUGCUUUUUGGAUGAAGACCAGACUUAUGCACCUAAGGGCAUGUCAUCUUCUCUUCCAAAAUAUGACUUCUUGGAGCUCCAAUCUCCAGAUCUGUGUGAUCAUUUUGAGGUCAAGAUGGACGAUUGUGAGGUGAAACUAAUCUCGUCUUCUCAUUCCAAACCACUCACAGUUUUAGAGAAUUUCUCGGCUUCUAAUUUCCUGGCAUCCUGUGCCAUUAUGGAUAAACUGAUAUCAAAAAGACUGGAGGUUCGUAUGACUAUCUCCAGGUUUGAUGCACAUUUUUCACCUUCUCUGUACCUUGCAGCAAUAGAACUGGUUGAAUAUGUAAAUAGUGUACAUCGUCAGUAUGAACUUUCACCAGUCAGAAGCCUCAGUCCAUAUUCCAACAAAUUGAACAAUAUGAAAAGUUUAAUCUUUGGUUUCUCAAUUGCUGCAAAUUUGAAGGAAAUCACUCUACAUGUCGACCUUGAGAAUGAAGGGGAGAACAACUCCGCAUGCACUCUCUCUCUGAUUGAAUUAAAUAUCAGGUAUGAUUAUACAGAGCUUCUGAAGUGCUGGAUUUGUGCGAAGGCUGUGAACAUCAUUAUUUAUUCUUUGAGGGAUGGAAGAAAAAGCCAUACUGUCUGCUCAUUUGGCAGUAUGUCUGCUACCGGCGCUACUUGUCAACAGGGUUUCGGUAUUGGGGCCGGCAACAUGGACAAAAUCGACAGAACAGUCAAGUCUGCUGAUAUUUGUUUUUCUUUAGAUUAUGAAGCUUCGAGAAAGGAAACCGCUGGUUUCCAUAAUUUUUUCAUAAGCUUGAAUAAUGGCGAUCUGCAUUGUCACCCUUACAUAUUUGCUAUGAUGGAAGAAUUUUUUGACAGACUAGCUGGCUAUGGUAUGUCUGAUAACACUGAAAUCUCUUCUCCCCUCAUUGAAGAUGAAAGAGUUUCAAUAGCUCUACCUGGUUCGGGGAGUCAAAGGUUCGGUUUUUCGAACUUCAUUGAAGCUGGAUGCCUUGAUCAUGCAAGCAUUAUGUUAAGUCACUUUCCAUUUGUCACUGUCCGUCCUUCUGGUGAUCUGAGUAGCAUUGAGAAUUCUCUUCUCUAUGAUGUUGCUGAUUGGAGGAACAAUUUCUCUAUAAGAACUAGAAAAUCAAGAAAUCCGAAGUCCAUACCAAGAAAGAGAUCCAAGAUUUGUCUUACAUCAUCAUUGAAGUCCUUGUUUGGUCUGGAUGCUCGUUCUCUUCCUUCUGAAUCCUCUACCAAUCAGUUUGUCCUUAAUUUGAACCUCUGUGGUGUUAAAGUGCAUUUUCAUGAUUCCUCAUGCAUUGUUGGGACGGUUUCGCUGCCUACAGUUGACUCAGCAGUUGUCCUCUCUGAAGAUUCCAUGGAUAUCUUGUGUUCAGCUGAGGAAUUAGUUGUCUCAUCAUCAUGGUGGAGUCAAAGGUUCAAUGAAUUUUUGUGGGGUCCCUCUUCUGAGAAUCAUUCUCCUGUUUUAAACGUGCGUGUGAAGAAAGGAAACACUCAUUUAAGUUCCCAAGUUGAAGUGAGCAUCGGCAUUCAGCAUGUGUGCUGCAUUCUACCUCCUGAAUAUUUGGCCAUAUUAAUUGGUUACUUUUCAUUGCCUGAGUGGACUUCAUAUUCAAGUAAGCAGCGCAAUAUUGAAAAUAGUAGCAUCCAGUGUGCAGCAAGUGAGAGUACAGUUGUGUAUAAGUUUGAGAUAUUGGACUCCAUAGUAAUUUUAAUUGAGAAAGAGAGAGGCUCUCGAUUUCUAAAACUUGAAAUACCACAGUUUUACUGUAAUUUUGUGGAAGGAAGAUCUGUGAAUUGUUUAUUGAAGGACCUUCCUUCUGAAUGUUUGGUCCCAGAGCACAAAAUCUCGAAGGAAAGUCACUGUUUAAAUAUAUUUGGACGGCAGUUAUCGCUUUCAGUUCUGUUAUGUAAGGAUGAUAGAGAUUGUAGGCUAAGCGUAGAUGAAAGUGGUCAGAAAGGUAUUCACACCUUGAUCAAGACACUCAAUGCCGAUGUAUGGCUGAGAAUACCGCGGAAGAAUGUUUCGACUUCUGAUGCUUCUGUGUGCAUCAUGGGGAAGAUAUAUGUAUGUGAACUUAUGGCUGAUGACAAUUUUCUUGUUCAUGGAUUCGAUGCACUGUUGGAUGUCAUAAAUCAAUUGUCUUCAGUCCAAGAUGAGUCUGAACUUUUCACUUCAGAUGUACUGCAGUUUCUUCAGUCAAGGAGAUCCAUAAACAAAUAUAACACUUCCUUACGUGUGGUCCCAAGCAUGCUCUUAACUGAAGUUGUACUCUCUAUUGACUCAUUAUCAACAAAGUUGGUUCACUCAACGAAAGAUUCAAUCCUUUCGGAGCCAGUGGCUAGGGCUGAGAUGCAGUUUAAGUGCUCUGCAUCAUUGAGAAAUGAGACAGCUGAACUCUUGAACUUUAGCUUCUCUUCAGUGGUCUUGUACUCUUUACGUAGUCAUGCAAUCUUAGCAAGAUGUACUGGCCCUCAUUCAGCUUCAUCAGUUCUUGGCAUUACUUACUCGAGAUUUGAUCAGGUCAAAGAUGAGCUAUCUAUUUUUCUUCCUUCUCUUGAUAUUUGGUUGGAGCUGUUGGAGUGGAUGAAGGUUGUUGACAUGAUCAGAUCUAUUAUUGGAGAAAUGACUGAUGCUGAGCAUCGGGAAGCAUCAUUAGCAAAUGCAGAUGAUGGUCCUCGUGUUGUUGAGAAUACAGUGCUCAUAGUUCCUGGAAGUCCACCAAAUUUGGCUUCUUCUGAUUGUGUUUUAUCAGAUAAUAUCAAGGACACAUCGUUCCUGAUUGUGAAAUUAGAAAACAUCGGUGUUGCACUUCAUUUUCCCAUUGAUGUGUGCAAUUUCUGCUGCAAGUUUGGGAAAUUUGAAUGCAGACCUGCUGAGGAUCAUAAUAUGUUGUCUUCCGUGUUGGGUAAGAAACAAUGCAAAUUCGCUGUGCUUACUAUCAAAAGUAAAUGCACUGAAUUGGGCAUUAGUGAGAGGAGUUCCAACUUGAGAUCCUUUGUGGAAAAUAUAAGCUUGAACAUUGAGAUAAUGGAAGAUGGUGACCUUCACUCGUCCCCAUUUGUCCAAAUUUUUAAGAUGAGUCUUAAGACUGAAAUUUAUAGUGGCGAAACUGAUAAUGGACAUGUCUCUGUAGAUAUUCAGUGUGACCAUAUAGAUCUGGUGCUUUCACAUCAAGUAUUCUACUUUUGGCAUGAUGUUGCUCUAAGUAUUCCUGAAGGAGAAUCUUCUCAGUUUGCAAUAGGUUGUGUUGAGUGUAAGGUCCAUGUGCGGAAGGUAUCUCUACUGCUGACUGAUGGAAGGUGGAGUUGCAGUGGACCUCUCCUGGAAAUUCUUAUGAGAAACUUGGUCUUCCAUGCUAAUGUGUGUAGAACAACUGUAGAGUGCUCAAUUGUGAGCGACCUUGAAGCGAACUAUAAUAACAUUCACAAGGUCAUGUGGGAGCCAUUUAUUGAACCUUGGAAGUUUCGUAUUAGCAUUGGUAGGAAACGUGCGAUCAGUAUUCUUCUGAAUAGUUCCAUCAUCACGGAUAUCCAUCUUGACUCUGUGGCUCAGCUCAACUUAAACAUUACAGAAUCCUUUCUCGAGUCUGUUUGCAGGGCUCUUGAGAUGAUCAAGGAUGCUUGGAGUGAAAAGAAACUGACUGAUCUCUCAGAAACACGGACAUUCUUGAACUCUCCUUAUAUGGAAGAUGCCUCUAUAGGAAAACAUGCUCCGUAUAUUCUUCAGAACUUAACUUCUUUGCCUCUAUCAUAUUGUAUUUUUCAAGGAUCAGGAAAUUCUGUGGAGCUUGAUGCCAAAGAAGUGAAGGGUUGGAGUCUUGUGCAAUCGGGCUGUUCUGUCCCAAUAUACAGUAAUGAGACUCCUGAGGAACAGUUGCUUCGUUUUAGACCCACUCGUUCCUCUGGUCAACUAAAUGAGAAGCAAUCAAGUGGAGUGGCUCACCACUUUAUUUCAAUCAAGCUCGACGGGACCUCUGUUCCUUCUGUGCCAAUUUCCAUGGAUCUUGUCGGAUUGAGCUAUUUUGAGGUGGAUUUUUCUAAGGCAUCAAAUAAAUUAGAACUUGAAAAAACUGCGGAUAUUCCAAGGUACACAAAUCUGGAAGAGGGCAUUAAAACUAAUGCAGGAGAAGGUUUUAUUGUCCCUGUUGUCUUUGAUGUUUCAGUACAGCGCUUCAACAAGUUAAUUCGGUUAUACUCGACGGUCAUAGUGUACAAUGAAACUUCUGUGCCAUUGGAGUUGCGGUUCGACAUUCCUUUGGGUGUAUCUCCAAAGAUAAUAGAUCCUAUCUAUCCUGGGCAGAAGUUUCCACUCCCUUUGCACUUAGCUGAAGCUGGUCGUAUAAGGUGGCGACCUUUAGGAAACUCUUAUGUAUGGAGUGAACCUCAUCAUCUCCCAAGUAUUCUCUCCCAAGAAAGCAAGAUUGGAUCCCUUCGUUCUUUUGUUUGCUAUCCUUCUCAUCCAAGUAGUGAUCCAUUCCGCUGUUGUUUGUCAUUAAAGAAGAUCUAUUUGCCUCCAUCUGUGAAACCAAAGAAGGUUUCUGAUCUUCUAAAUGAUAUUUCUAAGCAACCUGCUGGGGAACUUGGCGAGGAUUUAUUACUUGGCCUUGAUAAAUCAAGUGAACACUUUAUUUACCAGCUUAGUUUGAGUACUCCUUUGGUGGUUCAUAAUUAUCUUCUACAAACUGUGUCGUUGACCAUUGAAAGUGGAGGAGUUAGUCGAACAGCCCUGCUUUCAGAGGUGCAAACGAACUUCCAUCAUGUUGACCCUUCGCAUGAACUGGGGAUUCAAUUUCAUAUGGAGGAAUUUAGACCUUCAGUCUCAAGAUUUUCUCAUGCAGAAUCAUUCACUACCCUAGCCAAGUUCAGCGGAACCAAAUUUACUGCAUCAGAGACCUUGACUUUUGAUCCUUUUAUCAACAAUGUAAAUUUAGGUCCUAUAUAUGUUACUGUUGAGAAGACAUUGGACGCAUUUUCUGGGGCUCGGGAGCUGUUUAUCUUCGUUCCCUAUUUGAUCUAUAAUUGUGUUGGUUUUCCACUCAGCAUAUCAAACUCUGCUGAUGAACUAAAAGACAGUUUAUUCACUGUUCCAUCAUGCUAUGAGUUGGUUGAACAAGAACAAGUUCAUAUCAAGAAGGAGGGCCUCAGCCUUUUAUCAUGUAAUCAUGAGCGUGAUUCAGAAUCUCCAGCAUCACGAUCUGAAUGCCUUUGGCAUGACUCUUCAGACAAUUCUAGUGUUCCAACUUGGAAUGAUGCAGUUGCUGAUGGUAAGAGGAUGGCCAGGAAACCUCUGAUCAAAUUGGGACCUUCCAUUGUACAGUUGGAAAAGGAUGGUAAGGAAGAUCAAAGAAGAAUCUCAUUGUUUGCUCUGAAUAAGGGAAGGCAUUGGAGCAACCAGUCAAGCUCCAGCAACUUGAAUAUUGUAGAUGAUGGCCAUGGAAAGGCAAAGGGGUACGCAUAUUCCCCUCAACCCAGUUCAAAUCUGGGCAAUAAUAUGGUUAGGCUAUGUAGAUCUCUGCCUAAACAUGUCGAAGAAAAAUUGUCUAGCAACUUAUGGUCAAAUCCGUUUCCUCUUGUUCCUGCUAGUGGAUUCACCAGCGUUCUUGUUCCUCAACCAGUGCAAAACGCUGCCUAUGUAAUAUCUGCGACUUCAUCAGUUAUUUCUGAACCAUUUGCUGGGAAGACAAGGGCCAUCACUUUUCAGCCCAGAUAUGUCAUUAGUAAUGCUUGCAGCAAGGAGUUGUGCUAUAAGCAGAAGGGAACUGACUUCAUCUUCCAUUUGGGCAAAGGGCAACAUUCUCAUCUUCACUGGGCAGAUACUGCUAGGGACUUGCUGGUUUGCAUAUGUUAUGAUGAACAUGGAUGGCAAUGGUCGGGCAGUUUCUUGCCAGAAAUUUUAGGUGACAGCCAAGUGAAAAUGCGGAAUGAUAUCUCUGGUGCUGUAAAUAUGAUACGCGUCGAAGUGCAGAAUGCUGACAUCUCCAUGUGGGAUGACAAUGUUGUUGUUAGUCUUCAUAACAACCCGGGGACACACCUGAUUUUGUUAUCAGAUGACGAUUCAGGUUAUAUGCCUUACCGCAUAGAGAAUUUCUCGAAGGAGAGAUUACGUGUUUAUCAACAGAAAUGCGAAAGCUUUGAAACUGUGGUUCCUUCUUACCAUUCUUGCCCUUAUGCAUGGGAUGAGCCCUGCUAUCCACACCGUCUUAUAGUUGAGGUACCCGGGGAACGUGUGCUAGGAUCAUACGCUCUCGAUGAUAUAAGGGAGAGCACGGCUGUCCAUUUGCCUGCAACUUCUGAGAAACCGGAGAGAAUAUUCCUCAUUUCUAUUCUAGCCGAGGGAGCAACAAAGGUUCUACGCAUUAUUGAUUCAAGUUACCAUGUGAAUCCAUCCAUUGAGAACAGGAAACAUGAGCAAAGACAAGAAAUCUUUUCUGAGUACCAGGAAAAGGUCUCAAUUGAUAUACCUUAUAUUGGUAUUUCUUUGAUUAACUCUCUGCCACAGGAAUUGCUUUUUGCCUGUGCAAAGGGCAUCAGGGUUCAUUUGCUUCAGAGCAUGGAUCGACAAAAUUUUUCGUUGAAGGUUUUAUCAUUGCAAAUAGACAACCAAGUUCGCGCUGCCACUUAUCCUGUCAUCUUGUCCUUCAAUCGUGGAUACAAAAGUAGUUCGUCUAACCACGAUGAUGGUGCCCAGAAAAAUGAGAAUCCACAACUUCACUCCGACCACCACUGCAAAUCGGUGAUUCAUCUAGCUGUUUCGAAGUGGAGAAAGAAAGAUGUAUCAUUGAUUUCAUUUGAAUAUGUUACGCUAAGAGUGGCAGAGUUUCAUCUUGAGCUUGAGCAGGAAGUGGUCUUGGGCUUGUCCGAGUUUGUUAAAUCUGUUUACUUGAGGUACCAGAAUGGAGUAAUGCCCUUUUCUGAUCCGACAUUGCUACCACUUCUGCAUGAUACCCCUCUGUUAGGGAACUCGCACUCACAUAUUCCUAUCAGUAAUGAUCAAAACAGAAAUCAAAGAAUCAGUGUAUUAUUUCCCUCAGUAAUUCCAGUUGGAGCACCUUGGCAGCAAAUUUAUAAGUUGGCCAGAAGACAGAGAAAGAUAUAUGUUGAAAUGUUCGAUGUAGGAGCUAUAAAAUUCACUCUAAGUUUUUCCAGUGACCCGUGGAUGCUUAGAAUGGGGAUCCCUAUGUCAGGAGAUUCUCUCGUGCAUAGAGGCCUUAUGGCUCUUGCUGACAUUGAAGGAGCAAGAAUAUAUCUCAGAGAGCUGAAAAUAGUAAAUCACAUGGCUGGGUGGGAGUCCAUUCAGGAGAUCCUCCUGAGACAUUACACAAGGCAACUUCUGCAUGAGAUGUAUAAGGUGCUCGGUUCAGCUGGUGUUAUAGGUAACCCCAUGGGAUUUGCCAGGAGAUUGGGGCUUGGCAUCAGGGAUUUCCUAUCUGUUCCUGCAAGGAACGUUAAUCAGAGUCCUGCUGGACUUGUCAGAGGUAUGGCGCAAGGAACAACUAGUCUAUUAAGCAACACAGUCUAUGCCUUGAGCGAUGCUGCCACUCAGUUCAGUAGAGCUGCUCAGAAGGGUAUAGUUGCACUGACGUUUGAUGAGCAAGCUUUCUCUAGAAUCGAGAAGCAACAAAGGGGUACUAUCUCACAUAGUGAAGGUGUUAUAAAUGAAGUUUUGGAGGGGCUUACUGGAGUUCUGCAAUCCCCUAUACGAGGAGCAGAGAAGCAUGGUCUUCCAGGUGUCCUAUCAGGGGCAGCAUUAGGACUUACUGGACUAGUGGCAAGACCGGCAGCUAGUAUUCUUGAAGUAACCGGGAGAACGGCUCAGAGCAUCAGAAACAGAAGCAAGCACUACCAAACUGGCACACGUCGAAGGAUCCGUCUCCCGAGGCCUUUAAGCAAAGAAUUUCCCCUGAGACCCUAUUCUUGGGAAGAAGCAAUUGGAACAUCUGUGCUCACUGAAGCCGGUGAUGGCUUAAAAUUCAAGGAUGAACCAUUAGUCAUGUGCAGAGCUCUUAAGCAAGCUGGUAAAUUUGUUAUCAUGACCGAGAGGUUGAUACUUCUUGUUAGCUGCCCUAGCUUAGUGGAUUAUGCUAACCCUAAUUUUCAAGGCAUCGAGGCUGAUCCAGAUUGGGACUUAGAAUCCGAGAUCUUUCUCGACAGUGUGAUCCACAUUGAUGCUAAUGAUGGGAUCUUGCACAUUGUUGGUAGUGGUUCAGAUGCUUUCUUGAGGCAAAACCAGCACCAGGCAAAGCGAAGUGGAAUGAGGGUGCAGAGUGGUAAUCCAACUCUUCCACUAUAUCAGAUUGAUUUGGAACUGGCGCCCGGAAAAAACGCAGAAGAGGUGUUGCAGAUUUUGCAGUCUGUAAUAGAACGCGGAAAAGAACGAGGAUGGGGUGGCGGGUCUGUGCUGCAUCGAGUUAAUAUCAAGUGCAAGUCAACUGGUUACUAACAGCACAAAAUAUGCUAGGACAUAGCGUCAGUAUCUGUGAGCUCAUCCACAUGGCAGUUUAGGCAAGGAAGGAGAUUAGAAUCAAUGUGGGUCAAGGAUCGUACGAGUUUGGAAUCUGUAGUCGCCUCGAAAACGCAAAAUCGACUGGGAGUGCUGUGGGAUUGCAUCUAAGUUAAAAUCGACCGGGAGUGCUGUAGCAAGCGAGUCCUUGUUCAAAACUUGUCCUAAUGUCAACUCAAAUCUAGAAGCGAGGAGCUCUCCCAGCAUGCACCAUCCAGACUGUAGAAGAAGGGAAGGAUUACUGUUGCAACAAUGGAUGCGUACCUUUCAUCUGUAAAUAUCAUGUACAGUAGGUACGAUACAACUAUGGUUUCUCCAACAUCAAUUGCUUUCUAUAAGAUGCGUCAGAUUUGUAUAAGUGUUAAUUAUAGCAAGUUCAUUAACUCAUCCACCAUGUACAGUCAUUUAUAUACUAGAAUGAAGCGUAUAAUUUACUCAA